AUGGUACUAGCUCCUUUCGCGAGGCUCUUCCGCACGUUGAGAAUACCGGUACCGACCAACAUGGCUACUACCGCUGCCAAUCCCUUGUCGUCGCUGGUUGCCCACAUCAUCGCCGGGUUGAAACGGCUCGAUACAUCAAUGGAUCCACGAAAAACGAUCGGCAUCCUACGACAGUACCAAUUCACGAUAUACAACACGGCAUUAUGGGCAGGCUUGGCGAUCCUUGCCUGCGUCAACCUCUACAUCAUGGAUUCGCGCUUGCUCAAGGUCCUAAUCCCCACUGCAUAUCUUGCCGCCAUCCUCAUCCCCGCCACCUCGCAAUUCUUCUUUCCCGCCACACCCGUGUUGAUGUGGGUCCUCACCUUCUUCUGCGCGAGGUACAUCCCCUCUUCUUGGCGACCGGAUAUCCACGUCGUCCUGCUCCCUACGUUGGAGUCCGUCCUGUAUGGGGCGAACAUCUCGGACCUGUUGACCCGAUUUACCCAUCCGGUGCUCGACAUUCUCGCUUGGUUGCCAUAUGGAGUCGGUCACUUUGCGAUUCCCGGUAUUAUCGCGCUCGUCCUAUGGACCUUUGCACCCAAAGGCUCUGCCCAAUUCUUUGGGAAAGCUUUUGGCUUUAUGAACCUUGUGGGCGUGCUUUGCCAGAUCUUUUUCCCAUGCGCCGCCCCAUGGUAUGAGAUUAUUCACGGUCUCGUUCCGGCCAAUUACUCGAUGCCGGGUUCUCCUGGAGGUCUGAUGCGGAUCGAUCGAAUCUUUGGAUCUAAAGGCUACACGAACACGUUUGGUUCGGCUCCUCUAGUCUUUGGAGCCUUCCCAUCGCUACACUCUGGCUGUGCCACCAUGGACGCCCUCUUCCUGACGCAUUUCUUCCCCAAAUAUCGCUAUGCGUACUGGACCUAUGUGGGGGUUCUGUACUGGAGUACUAUGUACCUAACUCAUCAUUACCUGAUUGACGUGGUCGGUGGAGGUUGUCUAGCCCUUGCGAGCUUCUUUUAUUUCAUGCCAAAGGAAUUCAAAGAUCUCGCAAGCGGCAUCGAUUGGGAGGCUGAAGGAACUCAUGGAGGACAAUACGAUCGGGUGGGGCAGGAGCAAGACGAGCUGGAUCUAGAUGAGGAGAUACGACAGUUGGAUGGAAACCAUGUCGAACCCGAAAGCACGGCGUCGACAAAGGAAGCCCUCCGGGGCAAGAAUGCGAGAGAUGGGAGCCGUGAAGAUAGCCAGUUAGUCUAG
Filobasidium floriforme is the source of this 1230-nucleotide messenger RNA. RefSeq names its product inositolphosphorylceramide synthase. Gene Ontology annotation, biological process: inositol phosphoceramide metabolic process; sphingolipid biosynthetic process. Lineage: Eukaryota; Fungi; Basidiomycota; Tremellomycetes; Filobasidiales; Filobasidiaceae. The transcript has 2 exons. Gene Ontology annotation, molecular function: inositol phosphoceramide synthase activity. The record is from RefSeq and is a predicted model, not a curated record. Gene Ontology annotation, cellular component: inositol phosphoceramide synthase complex. The coding region runs from base 1 to 1230 and encodes 409 amino acids.